Nycticebus coucang (slow loris) is the source of this 4963-nucleotide messenger RNA. RefSeq names its product nuclear transcription factor, X-box binding 1 (gene NFX1). Gene Ontology annotation, biological process: negative regulation of transcription by RNA polymerase II. Gene Ontology annotation, cellular component: nucleus. The coding region runs from base 153 to 3515 and encodes 1120 amino acids. The record is from RefSeq and is a predicted model, not a curated record. The transcript is spliced from 24 exons. Gene Ontology annotation, molecular function: DNA-binding transcription factor activity, RNA polymerase II-specific; RNA polymerase II transcription regulatory region sequence-specific DNA binding; zinc ion binding. NCBI's taxonomy places the organism in Eukaryota, Metazoa, Chordata, Mammalia, Primates, Lorisidae.
ACGCGCCGCGCAGUGAAUUUCGGUCGCGCAACCUCCUGGGCGGUCUACCGGCUGGUAGAAGUGAACCUUUCCGUGGCGCCGGAAGUCCGGGGCACGUGACCGGGUGACAGUGCUUACUUAGCUGUAAGGCUCGCUUUAGGCUGCAGCACGGGAUGGCAGAGGCGCCUCCUGUCUCAGGUACUUUCAAAUUCAAUACGGAUGCUGCUGAGUUCAUUCCUCAGGAGAGAAAAAAUUCUGGUCUAUACUGUGAGACUCGAAGGAGACUAGACUCUAACAGGAUCAGUAGAAGAAAUUACAGUUCGCCACCUCCCUGUCAUCUUUCCAGGCAGGUGCCUUAUGAUGACAUCUCUGCUGUUCAUCAGCACAGCUAUCAUUCUUCAGGAAGCAAACUUAAGAGUCAACAGAUUUCUUUCCAUUCCUCUGCUUCUAAUAAAUUACCCAAGAGCCAUGGCCUUCAGAGUCAACCUUGGCAGAAAUUGAAGAGUGAGAAGCACCCUAUCAGAGUCAAAAAAGCACAAGGUCUCACUGACCAGACCUCAGAUACAGCUGGCUUAGAAAGCGUGACCAGAUCAGAAAGUGGAACAAAUCUCAGAGAGCACAGCCCUUCUGACAAUGAGAAGGAAGCUACUGGUGCAGAUCCCAGGGGGGCAAAACCCAAAAAAGCAACACAAUUUAUAUACAGCCAUAGUAGAGGACCAAAAGUCAAGGGGAAACUCAAGUAUGAUUGGGGUAACAGAAUGACUCCCAAACCUGAGGAUGCUGGACUUGAAAAUACCAAAGUUGUGGGGGGUUUCCACCUUGACUCUUCAGAAGCAUCUGUUAGAAAAGGAGUAUUAGAUGGAUAUGGACCCAGACGAAAUGAUCAGAGAAGAUACCCACAGAAAAGACCUCCCUGGGAAGUGGAAGGGGCCAGGCCACGACCAGGGAGGAACCUAUUAAAACAGGAGGGCCAACGGCAUACAAAUGUAGGACCCAGAAAUAACGUGGCUCCCAUUCCAAAGGAUAAUCUCAAUGAAAGAUCAACAAAAUCUGCCUGUGACAGUGGGAACUUGACAGUCAUCAAGUCUUCCAGAAAGGUUGACCAAGAGAAAUGCACUGUACAGAGGCAGGAUCCUCAAGUGGUAUCUCCUUUCCCCCGAGGCAAACAGAACCAUGUGCUAAAGAAUGUGGAAACGCACACAGGUUCUCUGGUUGAACAGCUAACCACGGAAAAAUAUGAAUGCAUGGUGUGCUGUGAAUUGGUUCGUGUCAUAGCCCCAGUGUGGAGUUGUCAGAGCUGUUAUCAUGUGUUUCACUUGAACUGCAUAAAGAAAUGGGCAAGGUCUCCAGCAUCUCAAGCAGAUGGCCAGAGUGGUUGGAGGUGCCCUGCCUGUCAGAAUGUUUCUGCACAUGUUCCUAAUACCUAUACUUGUUUCUGUGGCAAGGUGAAGAAUCCUGAAUGGAGCAGAAAUGAAAUUCCACAUAGUUGUGGUGAGGUUUGUAGAAAGAAACAGCCUGGCCAGGACUGCCCACAUUCCUGUAACCUUCUCUGCCAUCCUGGACCCUGCCCACCCUGCCCUGCCUUUAUGACUAAAGCAUGUGAAUGUGGACGGACCAGGCACACAGUUCGCUGUGGUCAGGCCGUUACAGUCCACUGUUCUAAUCCAUGUGAGAAUGUUUUGAACUGUGGUCAGCACCACUGUGCUGAGCUGUGCCAUGCAGGCCAGUGCCAGCCUUGCCGGAUCAUACUGAACCAAGUAUGCUACUGUGGCAGCACCUCCCAAGAUGUGUUGUGUGGAACAGAUGUAGGAAAAUCUGAUGGAUUCGGGAACUUCAGCUGUUUAAAGAUGUGUGGCAAGGACUUGAAAUGUGGGAACCAUACCUGUUCUCAAGUGUGCCACCCUCAACCCUGCCAGCUAUGCCCCCGGCUUCCCCAGCUGGUGCGCUGUUGCCCUUGUGGCCAAACUCCUCUCAGCCAGUUGUUAGAAUUUGGAAGUAGUGGUCGGAAAACGUGCAUGGAUCCUGUCCCUUCAUGUGGAAAAGUGUGUGGCAAGCCUCUGCCUUGUGGUUCCUUAGAUUUCAUUCAUACCUGUGAAAAGCUGUGCCAUGAAGGAGACUGUGGACCCUGCUCUCGCACAUCAGUUAUUUCCUGUAGAUGCUCUUUCCGAACAAAGGAACUUCCAUGUACCAGUCUCAAAAGUGAAGCAGAUGCUACAUUUAUGUGUGACAAGCGGUGUAACAAGAAACGGUUGUGUGGACGCCAUAAAUGUAAUGAGAUAUGCUGUGUGGAUAAAGAGCACAAGUGUCCUUUGAUUUGUGGGAGGAAACUCCGUUGUGGCCUUCAUAGAUGUGAAGAACCUUGCCAUCGUGGGAACUGCCAAACAUGUUGGCAAGCCAGUUUUGAUGAAUUAACCUGCCACUGUGGUGCAUCAGUGAUUUACCCUCCAGUUCCCUGUGGCACUAGGCCACCUGAGUGUACCCAGACCUGUGCCAGAUUCCAUGAAUGUGACCAUCCAGUGUAUCAUUCUUGUCAUAGUGAAGAGAAGUGUCCCCCUUGCACUUUCCUAACUCAGAAGUGGUGCAUGGGCAAACAUGAGUUACGAAGUAACAUACCUUGUCACCUGGUUGAUAUCUCUUGCGGGUUACCCUGCAAUGCCACGCUUCCGUGUGGGAUGCAUAAGUGUCAGAGACUCUGUCACAAAGGAGAGUGUCUUGUGGAUGAGGCCUGCAAGCAACCCUGCACUACUCCUAGAGCUAACUGUGGCCACCCGUGUAUGGCACCCUGCCACCCCAGCUCACCCUGCCCUGUGACUUCUUGUAAAGCCAAGGUAGAGCUGCAGUGCGAAUGUGAACGAAGAAAAGAGAUGGUGAUUUGCUCUGAAGCAUCCAGUACUUAUCAAAGAAUAGCUGCUAUUUCCAUAGCCUCUAAAAUAACAGACAUGCAGCUCGGAGAUUCAGUGGAGAUCAGCAAGUUAAUUACCAAGAAGGAAGUUCACCAAGCCAGGCUGGAGUGUGAUGAGGAGUGUUCAGCCUUAGAAAGGAAAAAGAGGUUAGCAGAGGCAUUUCAUAUCACUGAGGAUUCUGAUCCUUUCAAUGUACGUUCUUCAGGGUCAAAAUUCAGUGAUAGUUUGAAAGAAGAUGGCAGGAAGGACUUAAGGUUUGUCAGUGACAUCGAGAAGGAAAUGGAAACCCUUGUGGAGGCUGUGAAUAAGGGAAAGAAUACUAAGAAAAGCCACUGCUUCCCUCCCAUGAACAGAGACCACCGCCGGAUUAUCCAUGACCUGGCCCAGGCUUACGGCCUGGAGAGCGUGAGCUAUGACAGUGAACCAAAGCGCAAUGUUGUGGUCACUGCCAUCAGAGGGAAAUCCAUCUGUCCUCCUACCACACUGACAGUUGUGCUUGAAAGGGAAAUGCAGACACGGCCUCCACCACCAAUUCCUCAUCACAGACAUCCAACAGACAAGAAUUCUGGGAGCUGUAAUUUACAGAAAAUAGCCAAGGAGCCAAUAAUUGACUACUUUGAUGUCCAGGACUGAGAAGAUCAAGAUGCACUUAGAUAAAAGAAUGAUUAGGUGUAGUGGAGACUAAUCUGCCAGCAGAUAAAUCAUGCUUGUUCCCUACUGCCUGACAGAAUCAGCGUCAUAUACUGUCUUAUGCUGAUACAUCCAAAGCAUGAGUGUAUCAGAAAUCCCUUUGUCUAUUCCUGUCUGCAUAAAACAUUUCAGUGUGGCCAGAUCUCUGACUGGAUGAGUCCAAGGAAUUCAGUUAUAUAUUUGAAGAGGCUUCUCAUGCCAUCGCUGUGCUUGCUCUGAGGGUUGACUAUUAUGCUUUAUUUGGACAAACCAGAAUUUUAGCCCAAAACCGGCUUUAGGGCACUUAUUCAUAGCCUCAGUUGUCCCAGUUUUUCAUUCUCCUCAAACUAUCUGAAAUGUCAACAAACCUCCCUUUAUCCAAACUGAUUGAAAUCUUUGGAAAGACACAAGCGCAUUUUGUACUCUAAAAUAAUCAAACAUUGAACUGGUAUACCAUAUCUGGAAUCACACAUUUUGUCUUCAACCCAACUUUCUUACCUAAGUCUUUUGCCAAAAGCUCUCAUUGAUCUAUCUAGCUGAACUUCUUUUAAUGGUUCUCAGUGCUGUUAGUUCUGAACCUAGGGAGAAGGAUCGGGUUGCUUUACAGAAUUCCAAUUCCUUAGGUCCCUGGCACUUCUCAAACCACAUCAUUGAGCCUAUUCAGUGACAGUCAGUUUAGCCAUCCACCAUGGGAGUACAUAGAGCAAACUGUUUCUUCUGCCAAGUUCACACUGUGGCCUCUUAAUUGACCAGUGUAGCCCAAACUCCUAUGUUAGAAAGAGUCUCCACAUGGACAACUGUGUAGCUUUUUCCUAGGCCUUCAACAACCAUAUUGGCUCUCCCUGUCUCUGAGCUCUGCACUUCUGUUUGAAUAUUCAAAGAAGUAUGUGGACAGUCCAGGGCUUAUGUCCAGCAUCCAUUGGAGGCAUUCUUCAGGCUUUUAGGUGUGUUGAUAGAUUAGUUUCACCUUCUAUAUUGGCACUUCUCCAGCAUAAAGGGCAGACUUCCAGCAAUUUCCUUCUGCUCCAGCACAGGCCACAAGCCCCAGAGCAGCAGCAGGAGAUUAGAAAAAUGGAGUCACGAAGCAAGGCACUUAAUUUUUGUGGGAAGAUCAGGGCUGCCCUUUGGUCCUCAUCUUUCAAGCAGUAGAUUCAGUGGUAAACUGUACUUGUGAGAGCAUCUCAGUCAGGAGGAGGCAGGUGCCCUGAUUUCAGAUUCUAGCUCUGCCACAUAACAGCUUGUCAUUUGAUGGAGUGAAAGUUUCACCAGCUUCACCGGUGUUGUGGGGAUUACAGGAAUGACAUAUAUAGAGAUAAGUGCUCAGAGUUCAUAAAAAUGAUACUUGGUAUCUAGAAAAUAUGUAAACAUCUUUAUCCAUAAUACUAGCCAAGUAAAAAAUAUGGAAUGCUCAA